AUGCGCAUCCCUUUUCUCCCCGUUUGGCUCUGGGUUGCAGCUCGGGCUCGCUCGACCGCUGGCAGGGACCAAGGAAACGACGAUGGCGAGUCAUCCGCGUCUUGCGGCUACGAGUCGUGCUUCACGGGAAAGCCCGGCCUGCUGAAUGCGCACAUCAUCUGCCACAGCCACAAUGACGUCGGUUGGACGGAGACAAUGGACGUCAUCUACGACGAAUACGUGCAGCGGAUCUACACGUCGGUGACGGACGCUCUGCUCAAGAGCCGGGACCGCAAGUACGUGUCCGCCGAGGUGGCCUUCUUCGACCGCUGGUGGCAGGACCAGUUGCCUCCGCGCAGGACCAGCGUCCGGCAACUGGUGCGACAAGGCCAGCUGGAGUUCGUGGGCGGCGGCUGGGUGCAGGGCGACGAGGCGUGUACGCACUAUUCGGCCCUAGUGGACCAGAUGAGCCUGGGCAUGGGUCUGCUGAACGCCAGCUUCGGCGAGUGCGGCAGGCCCCGGGUCGCCUGGCAGGUCGACCCGUACGGACACUCGCGCGAGACGGCCGCCCUCUUUGCACAGAUGGGCUUGGACGGAGUCUUCCUCGGCCGGAUUCACGUGAACGACAAGCAGUUUCGGCGUUCUCAGAAGUCCCUGGAAUUCGUGUGGAACGCCGACAGAAACCUGGGCAAGAACUCCGAGUUGUUCGCAUCGGUGCUUCCCAACGUGUACCAACCACCGAAAGGCUUCUGCUUCGAUAGAACCAGCUGUGCUCCAGGUGCAGAUGUCUUGUCUUACAAUUCUAGGACGAGAGCUCGGCAGUUCAUCGACGCCGUCAAAGAAUACGCGAAGGACUACGGUACGAAGAACGUGAUGGUGACAAUGGGCGGUGACCUGGCGUACACCAAGGCAGACUCCUGGUUCGACAACUUAGACCGCCUCAUCGCGGCAGUCAACAAAGAAGCCGCGACGACGGGCACGCCUGUGCAGGCGUUCUACUCGACUCCGUCGUGCUACCUGCGGGCCGUGAACAACGCCAGCGCCCCGUGGCCCGUCUACACCCAGGACUUCUUGCCGUACGCGGACAAGCAGCACUUCUACUGGACGGGGCUCUACUCCAGCCGGCCGUCCCUGAAGCGCUACGCCCGCUACGCCAACGGCUUCCUCCAGGCGUGCAAGCAAAUUGCGGUGACAUCCGGGAUUCGGGAAUCCAUCCUCAAGUUCAAACAGGCUGUUGCGACCAUGCAGCAUCACGACGCCGUCACCGGGACUUCUUCGGAAAAGGUGGCCAGGGACUACGCAAAGAUGAUCGGAGACAGCAUUUUUCUUUGUGAGAAGGUGAUCAGCGACGGCAUGGUCAGCUCCCUCUGGCGCAACCCGGAGAGCUUCGACGAGCCGCUCCAGUUCUGCCACAGACUCAACGAGACUGUCUGCUUCAUGACGGAGAACGUGGACAGGUUUGUGGUCGUGGCGUACAACCCCAUGAGUCACAAAACUACUCACAAUAUUCGGCUUCCGGUGCCUUUCGACGAUGGCUACAAGGUGCAAAGCUACGACAACAAGACAAUCGAAUCCCAGGUCGUUCCCAGGGUGAACACGGUGUUGGAGCUUCCAUCGAAGACAAGCACUGCCACCAAUGAACUGGUCUUCCAAGUGGAGAUCCCCCAGCUCGGAGCAUCCGCUUUUCACGUGUCGCGCACGCCAACCGGAAAAGAGAAGACAGAAGACUACAGCCUCUUCAAGAUGGAACUCGAAGAAGUUUCCAUCGAAAAUGAGAAAUACCGGCUGAUGGUCGACGCGACCACGGGUCUGCUGUCGGACGUGGUCAUCCUGGAGAGGGGCGAGACGGUGUCUUUGCGCCAGUCGUUCUUCUGCUACGAGGCCCAGCACUCGAGGAGCGCCAGGCAGGGCACCGGGGGACCGUCCGGCGCGUUCGUCUUCAAUCCCGCCUUCGACGAGCCGUACGACCUGGGCACGCACGCCACCUACAGGGUCGUCAAGGGCAGCGUGGUCCAAGAGAUCCACCAGGUGUUCGAGUCGUGGAUCACCCAAGUGAUUCGGCUGUACAAGGGACAAGACCUUAUCGAGUUUGAGUGGAUGGUUGGACCCAUUCCCAUCGAGAGCAGAAGGAGCGGAUUGGUAGGUCGCGAGAUUGUGUCUCGGUUCUCCACAAACCUUCAAAAUGACGGCGUCUUCUACACGGAUUCCAACGGACGGACCACGAUAGAAAGGAGGCGGCCCGCCUUGCCAAAAAUGGGUUCGGAGAACUGGAAACCGACUUCGUCUAGCUUCUUUCCCGUCGUGUCGUGGAUCUACAUCAAGGACCGGCUGCGGAACUUGCAGUUCACGGUUCUACCCGACACGCCCGAAGGCGGAACCAGCCUGCACGACGGACAAGUCGAGCUCAUGGUACACCGUCGCCUGGUGGAGGACGACGGCUGCGGCCUGCGUGAGCCCCUGAACGACACGUCGACAGUCAUCGGGCGACACCUGGUGCACCUCGGGCUGCCCGCGUGGACGAGCGUGCGCAACGGCGCCCUGCGGCUCGUCUACGCUCCCGUGCUCGCCUACGCCAAGGCCAAGGACCAGGCGCUCGGAGCCACGCUCGCGGUGGGGUCGUUUUCGGGACUGUACCGCGAGUUGCCUCGGAGUGUCCACCUGAUGACUCUAGAAGCACUGUCCAGCACUAGGGCACUGGUGCGCCUCGAGCACCUCUACUCCGGAGUGGACAGCAGAGAGGAGAACGACGUCCGAGUCUCCGUCACGAACCUGCUGAGCAACAACUUGCUCGAGGACGUGGCAGAAACCACGCUGUCUGCCCACAUGCUUUUGGAAGAGGUGAGCCGCCUCCAGUGGCGGCAGGCCCAGACCGCCUUUGUCACGGGCCGAGACGACCUGGACAACCACUCCACCUUCCGCAACCAGGACAACUACGUGGUGGUUCUGAGGAGCGGACAGAUGAGAACCUUCCUGGCCACCCUCGCGCCGAGAAUAUAAACCGGCAGUUGAAACGGAAAUCAUUAUGCCCACUGCCGAUUAAAUUGCGGCCCGUGAGAUGCAUCGAGAGUUGGAAGUUUCCGAGGAGGCGUCUGGGAAGGGGGCCAACAAGUGCGGCUAAGGUGCUCGCUCCUAAUCACCGCCACUGCCUGCAGGCAGGUCAAAUGCUCAUUGUUUGCCAUGUUUUUGUUUGCGCUCGAAGGUCAUCCAUUGGAUACAUAAGAACAUCUUUGUGAACACGCGACAAUACGAAGAUUGUUCAAAUCGCCAAGACGCUGAAGUUGCGC
This is a messenger RNA of Ixodes scapularis (black-legged tick), 3263 nucleotides long. RefSeq names its product lysosomal alpha-mannosidase. Gene Ontology annotation, biological process: mannose metabolic process. NCBI's taxonomy places the organism in Eukaryota, Metazoa, Arthropoda, Arachnida, Ixodida, Ixodidae. Gene Ontology annotation, molecular function: carbohydrate binding; alpha-mannosidase activity. The transcript has 24 exons. The record is from RefSeq and is a predicted model, not a curated record. Gene Ontology annotation, cellular component: lysosome. Bases 1 to 2976 code for a protein of 991 amino acids.